Molecule: messenger RNA, 7115 nt
Organism: Myodes glareolus (Bank vole)
Lineage: Eukaryota; Metazoa; Chordata; Mammalia; Rodentia; Cricetidae
Gene: Dipk2b
Product: divergent protein kinase domain 2B
Source: RefSeq, a predicted model, not a curated record
AGAAACCUCAGAGGCUGGGAUAGGGUCAGCAUCCUGAGGCCAGUUGCUUUUGACAGUUUCCUUUCUGGUCAAACCUGGUCUCUGUUCUGCUCUAAGUGUAUCACUCAACACGGCAGCUGCAGCACAGAAAGCGAGAUGGAGCCCCUAGCUGGAGCUAACACUGCGGCCUUCCACCAGCGCUGGCCAGUCCGACUGCUGCUGUGGGUCUCAGCUCUGAGCUGUUCUUUUUCCUCACCAGCUUCUCUCCCUCCGUCCCUGGUACCCCGAGUCAGAAGCAGCUACACUCUGGGAAGGACGUUCCUCGGUCUUGAUAAAUGCAAUGCCUGCAUCGGGACAUCCAUUUGUAAGAAGUUCUUUAAAGAAGAAAUAAGCUUUGACAACUUGAUGACUUCCCACCUGAGACCACCUCCUCAGGACUUGACUUCUUAUGCUGCAAAUUACUCAGAUGAUUCUAAAACCUGGCGCCCUGUGGAGGUCUCUCGAUUGGUCAGCAAGUACCAAAGCGAGAUCUCUGACAGGAAAAUAUGUGCCUCUGCGUCGGCUCCGAAAACCUGCAGCAUUGAGCGCAUCCUGCGAAAAACGGGGAGGUUCCAGAAAUGGCUGCAGGCCAAACGACUCACACCUGACCUAGUGCAGGGCCUGCCCAGUCCCUUCCUGCGAUGCCCUUCACAAAGACUCUUGGAUCGUGUGGUUCGACGCUAUGCUGAAGUGGUUGACGCUGGCAGCAUCUUCAUGGACCACUUCACUGACCGUGACAAGCUGCGUCUCCUCUACACACUGGCUGUCAAUGCACACCCCAUCAUUCUGCAGAUCUUCCCAGGGGCAGAGGGCUGGCCACUGCCCAAGUACCUGGGCUCCUGUGGUAGAUUCCUGAUCAGUACCAGCACCAAACCACUGCAAGAAUUUUACGAUGCACCCCCAGAGCAAGCUGCUGACGUUGCCUACCAACUCCUUGGGGUCCUGGAGUCCUUGAGGAGCAAUGAUCUGAACUAUUUCUUCUAUUUCACCCAUGUUGAUGCAGACAUGUUUGGCAUCUUUGACAAUGGGCAUCUGUUCAUCCGGGAUGCCAGUGCACUAGGUGUCAUCGACAAACAGGAAGGCAGCCAAGCAGCUUUCGGGACUGGAGAAAACGAAGACAUUUUUAGCUGCCUGGUUUCUGACUGCCAGGUCCAGCUGUCCUCCUGUGACACUGUCUCUGAGAAGCAAAACCUGGUGCUGGUGUGUCAACAAUUGCUGCCUCGACUUCUCCAGGGAAAGUUUCCUUCCCCUGUGCAAGAGAAAAUAGACUCUGCCCUCAGUUUGUGUAGCAAGAAUGCCAGCACAGACAUGGAAGUUUUAGGGGCCACCAACCUACUGAAGGACAUCUUGAGACCACUGAGAACCUGUGAUCCUAGAUUUGCCUACCGCUACCCAGACUGCAAGUAUAACGACAAGUUCUGACUGGGGCCUAACUAGCUUGAAGGGACAAUCCACAAGCUCUUUCAUGUCCCUGGUUGAGUUGACACCAAAUUGGAAGAAGCAAUUCCAGUUUAAAUAUUUAAGUACAUUCCUUUCCUAAGAAACACUCAAAACUAGUGAAAGAAACUCAUCUAAUGUGCUUGUGCUCAAGUCCUCUAAAAGACAAGUGUCCAAACACAAUUACAUGAGCUUUCUUAGAGAGGACAUGCUAUGGGGAAGGGAAGAAGGGGCAAACAUACAAACCCGUGCUGCACUCUGACCCGCCAUCAAAAUAUAGGCAAUGCAAGAAAGAUUGUCUGGAUAUCUACAAGACCAAUAUGGAGCCAUACACCAAGAGAGCUCCAUGUCUCCCAUGAACAGAUUAGCUUUAUUAGCCCUGUGUGUUCAGGGCUAGGCAGAACAGGCUGUCCAAGUAUGACUACAGCUUAGCUCCAAAGACAGAUUUCAGAGCACAGCAGCCUGAGAGCACCAGAUAGGUUCCAUUGCUCAUUGUAGCUGCAGCCUGGGACCAGGACCUGUGCUCUUCUACACCACGUGCUCCAGUGCAAGACUCAAAGGAGUCCUAGAAUUUUCAUCCAAACAUGGCCUUACGAGUUAUUAUUUAAAACAAAAAACAAAAGAAAAAAAAACCUUUUUUUUAAGGUCAACCAAUGGAAUGCAUUUUCCUCUGCUGUACCUUUAAAAUAUUUAACUACAUGGCUUAUGGGCCUCUGUGCAUGCCUCCUUAAUAAUUAUUAAGGGCUCAUAGCCCUUUGCCUAGCCUCCCUACUAGACUUCUACUCCUGGGAAUUGAUCAAUCUACCUCCUUUCUUCUACCUCUAAAUCAGCACCUUGGAGGUCAGAACACCCAGUCAACAAGACUUGCUGCACCCAUGGGGAAACAGAGGCCCAGAGAGGAUGUGAUUUGCUUGGAUAAUGCCGAAACCCUUCCUACAUGUUCAUUCCUCUGUUGCCUUCCCCAUCAGUCUCAGACUCCCAUCUUGGACGAUUCAGUUCUAAUUUCAUUCACAUUUAAACAUGAAUCCCUAUCUUGUGGUAUACUGGGGGACCUUUCAGUUUUGCCUUUUGACUGCUCCAGACACUCUCUGUCCCCUGGGAACCACAACAGUGAGGAUGGCAGGCCAAGCUGCUGCAAAGACUGACUUGUCAUGCCUGAGAAGCUUUAAAGCUGAUGUCUUCUGGUUGGCUGUUGAGGAUGAAGUCCGACCACAUCUCCCUACUGACUUGCUUGCGGUAUGUGCUCCCAGACAGCCUCCUGACCAGAACACAGGGAAGGGGCUACAGUCUCAGACUCCCCAAAGGUUCACAUGAACAUAAGACUGUCCUCAGGACUCUCCAGUAUGCAUGCCAGGCCUGGCCUCUCUCAACAGAACCAUUGUUUUUCCACUAAAGACUGUAAGUGAUUUUGAGUGAUGCCCCAGAGGGAGUUGAAAAAUGGAACUUACUAUAACCCUCUUCUUAUCCCUCUACCACAUAUCUGUGGGGAAGGCAAGAAGGGGGGAAACAAAUGAAGACCUCUCCUCUGGCCCAAUGACCUGGGACUCUAAAGAGUGGAGCUGCUGAGUCUCAGAAGGGAACAUAGCCCUAGACACCUCCUGAAUUAAGAUAAAGACAUUUAAUGUCCUCCUUGAUCAUAUCCCAGGAGAGAGCAAAGAACAAAACUAUUGGAGUACCCCCUGGAGGAUAGUGGGAUAUUUGUUUUUAGUACAAGCUAAAGCAAACUAUGUGUUUUUGCAGCUGUGUGCACAUCUGCAGGGCAGGCCAAAGGAGGACAAAGAACUCUUAGGCAGGGCCUAACACUUUGGAGUGACCUGGAAAUAGCUCCUCAGCUAGUGACCUUUUGCAAGAUCAGGAGGUUGAGAAGUCCCUUUUCUCAUGCAUUUUGAGGACAAAGCAGACUUGCUCUUGUCAUUGUGAUUAAAGAUCCCAGGCCCCCUCCUAGGUGUUAUCUCCAAGGGAUAUACUCCCCACUACCUGCCAUCUGUUUAUUCUCUACCUCUCCUUCUACAAAGGACACCUCUCUCUCUAACGCAGGAGUGUAGUAGGCAGACAGCACUGACUGCCAGCCCUUUGGGCUCUGCCUUGGUCACUCUGUGGCUUCACUCCAGGCCACACCCAUCCUAAGACUUAUCCAUACCUAGUCACUGGGCUUGGCAAGAUGUGAUGUCUCAGGUAAUUUGCCCAUUUAGCUACAACUCUGAUGGGUAGUUUUUAUUCCAAUACUCUCCAUGAAUCAGACCAAGACUUUACUGACCCUUCAUCACAGUCCAACCUCCCCCACUCCUCCUUUUCCUCUGAAUUCUUUUCACAGGUGUUGGCUAGACAACUUGUGCCCAUUAGUGGCCAAAAUGGUAGCUCCAGAAAAUGUUCACUUCUUAAUCCCCAGAAACUGUGACAAUUGCCUUAUAUUGGAUAUGGUUAAGGAUGCUGGGAUUUUCCAGGAUUAUCUAAGUGGGUCCUAAAUGGCAGCCCAUGUGUCUUCAUUAUGAGGGAAGCAGGGGGACUUUUAAGGGAGAAGAACCAAUGAUGUGAAAGUUAAGAUAGAAAUGAGGACAACUAUAAGCCAAGGAAUUCCAGCAGUCACCAGAAUCUGGAAGAGGCAAGCAAUGAACCUUCUGCCAGAUCCCCAGAGGGAAUGCGGCUCUAAUGCUACCCUAACUUCAACCCUGUGAGCCCCCAAAACUGUGAGAGGAUAUAAAUCUAUUGGUAUAUACCACCUCCUGUAUAGUGAUUUGUUUAAAUAUCUUCAGGAAUCCAAUACAUACUCCAAAGUCUACUGAAUAUCAGCUUCCAGAGAGCUCCAACUGCAAUACUUGUCCAUAGUCUACUGUGGGCAAAUGGAAAAUAGUCCUUGGGCACGUGCUUAGCAUGCUCAGGGCCCUAGUUUCAGUCCCAGUACAACAGAAGCAGGUCUUGGCAUGGGAAGCAUGAGCUGUAUCCCUGUCCAGGACUGAGGGCUUCCUUCCUCCAAAGCUCUAAACAUCACUGAAGAGCCUUCUCAGUCCUCCAUUUAUGCAGAGCUUUUAAAAUAGGCCAGCCACUACAGAACACUUUCUGAACAUUGUCCCUGAAAUUCUGGUCCACAAGUUUGUGCCUCAUUUGAGUAUGAUUUCAGGAAGAUCUGUGUCUUGCUUCCCCAUCCAUCUGGGAGCUUCCUGAGCCUGGGAGUGAUGUUGAGAACUUUGUGUUCCCCACAACAAGGGAGGGCUGGACAGAGAGCAGAGGCUGAGAACAAUGAAUACCUUCUUUAGCCCUUCCCUGCAUUGUUCAUACACCAUACUGGCUACCCAUCAGAUGGAACACUUCUUAACAGGCAAGAGACAGUUGAGUCAGCACUCAAGAGCCUUCAACCAGAAUAAAAAUAUCACCAGCUAGUCUCUACUCCUUGGAAUUUUAGUAGAGGUAUUAUUUUGUCAGUUUUUGUCAGCUAUGCCUUUUAGCCCGUAGGACUGGCUAUGUGACUUGUGGGGCCCAAAAACAAAUGAAAGUUUGAGAUGGACCUGUACAGAAACAGCUAAUAGUUGCAAAGUGAAGCAGCAAAGCUGAGCUGAGGCCCUCUGCUGUAUAGGUUACAGGUUCACCAAGCUGGCCCAGGGGACAGACUGCAGAUAUGGAUUCCCCUUACACUUGACAUUGAGUCUUGCUGGCAUUUGCUGAGGGCUCAUUUAACCUUCACACCCAAGGGAGCAAGUGUAGGACAGGGAUGAAAUGUAAUAUAUGUCAAAUGCUUAUGAGAUCAGACUCCACCAACUGCAGUUAUCAGGAAGGUAUAAUGCCAGCUCAGCCCACCAGUCUGACUUAGCGCUUCAGUGUUUUAUUAAGUAUGGUUCUUUUUAAGUUUCUUGCCUGUGGUCUUGCAUCGUCUGAUUUCUGCCUAUAAGUGAUUUCCUAAGUCUGAACAUUUUCUCUGGUGUUAACAGAAAUACUUUGUUGAAACUGAGGUCUUUGGUGAAAGUCCUGAUCUCUGGAAAUAGACUGACUUGCUAUCAAAUCAUGACUAUCCUGUUAUUGUGUAACUUUCUCCAUGUUAUUUAUCUUUUCCAGAACUCACUCUUUUUCUGUAUAAAAUAUAGAGGAAGAGAUUUACUCUUGCAGAAAUAUUGUCCCCUGUAAGUGAUGUGGGUCUCUUUAUGAAAGGAAAAAACAGAGGCUUUCUCCAUAGAGAACAUAGUGACAUUUUGGAGGAAAUCCUGACUCCUACCCAGGAGGCCGCUGGCUCUCUGCCUGAUGACAGUCUGACUGUGGUCAUUUUUGGUGCUUCUCCCAUUCAGACCCUUGGUCAAUCAUGAAAGGCAGCUGGGCAGCUUCUGUCCCCACCUCCCUCCCUAGACUGGCCCUCCAACAGGCUCAGAAGGGAAUCUUACAGUGAUCCUUACCAAGUCCAUCUGUGUUCAUUAUGUGAAGAGAAAUGAGGACAUAUUGUCUCAGUGAGCAUCAGUCUCCUAGCUAGCUCAUGGUGGUGUGGCUCCCCUAUCCACCUUACCCCUGCUUUUCACACACAUUGGCCCAGUUGAACUCACGAGAACAUAGGAUAUUCUCUGAUCAACUUGUAGCUCUUGAAGGAAUUUCAAAUGAUAGGAAAAGCUUGACACCCAAUCAGGGGACAACAGCAUUUGCAGGAUUGCUUUCCAGGAAAUCAAGUUGGGGGCAUUGCCCAGCAAAGGCAUUCUAUGCCAGUGACUCACACAUUAGAGAGAGCUCUUUGAAGAGAUAGUAAGGAGACAAGAAGAACAGCCCUGCUCCACUCAGAUGAGUAAAGAAUGGCUUCGGGCCUGUACUGUGACCACAGGGCCAAGGGAAAAUUGGCUCUGGGAGCAAGCAUGUAUCCCUUUGGAUCCUGCCACAGUCAGCAUUGCAAAAAUCAAUAUAUCCAAGUUACUGUUUGCAGGAAUGUUAGUCAUUGCAAUUAAGCAAUAAACACUUCAUUUGUGAUAAAAUAAACAGGUAUGCACCAUAAUAGAAAAAUGUUGGAAAUACCAUGAAGGUGGUUAUGCGGGACUACAGAAUAGACUCCAGUGCAUCCAUACAACUGGGUGCCACACCUUGUACAAAAGGAUGAUGAAUGACUCCAAACUCACAUGAGGAAAAGCACCAUGAGCACUUAAAAAAGGCUGAUUUUGUGCAGGAAGGAGAGCUAUAAAAUCCCAUUUAUGUGCCUGCUCACUUGAAAUAUUCUUAACUGGAUACUAUACGGAAUUGGAAGAAAUUAUGAUUGUAUAUCAAAAUACAUCCACAGUACAGGCUAGAAAAGAUGAAGCAUGUCUGGUGCUCCAUUAGGAAAGCAGCAGCCUUCAUUUAGCUUCUUCAUGGUUAAGGUCAGGGUGAGAGAUGCUUGGUCAUUCUGUCUGUACAGUGUUCAUGUUGUUGUUUAUGUUAAGACAUGAGUACAGAGCAGCCUUGUUUUGUCUUGAUCCCUCUUAGUCAAAGAGGGGCCUUGUUUGAUGUUGGCAAUCUGAGAAAUUGUUUGUGUCUAAGGAGAACACAAGGCCUGUGCUGUGCUGGCCAAGCCAGCUGUGGGUAACACCGAGGUUAAGGCUUAAAUGAUCAUGCCAAUCCAAUUCCACCCCACUAGGAUGUGCGUCUCCUUCUCUGUAGGACAAUUGGUAAAUGUCAAAUAUGAUAUAUAGGUCAAUAAAUGGGGCUCUUAUGAAUAUUAA